CCCGGUGGCACGGAACUACUGGGAAAGCUCUUGGCUCCCCGUUGCCCCGCCAUGGCGAGCGAAGAGGAGCACCCCUCUGCCCUCUCGGAUAACCAGGUCUUUGUGCUGACGUGGAUCUACCUGCCGGCCUCGCUGCUGAGCCUCCUGGGCAGUGGAUCGGUCCUCGCUGUCACCUCCCGGCAGAGGCGAUGCUGCCACAUCCAGCUUCGCCCCCUUUUCCUCCUCGCCCUGGCAGAUUUCCUGGCGGCCGCCGCGCUGCUGAGCACAGCCACCAUCCAGCUGCUGCCAGCCCCGCUCUUCAUCCCAGCCUACGCCGCUUGCCCCUACGGACGGAUGCUAGCCAUGACUUUCUAUGCAGUCUCGUUCCUGAUGGUUGUUGUCUACGCGUACGAAGCCUACCGCACCGUCCAUGGCUGGCGAGCCUGGCACGUGGCAGCUCUGCAGGAGCGAAGCAGGUGCCUGGCGAGCGCGUGGCAGGGGCUGCCCUACAUCCUGGCCUGGCUGGUGCCGGCGCUCACCCUCCUGGGGCAGCUGCUCGCCCGCGGCACCUCCCUCACCGACAUCGCGCCGAGACCCCUUGAGCCCGUCGUGCCGCGGGAAGGCAACCGCUCCCACGAGACCUACAGCCUUUACUGCUCCAGCUGCCUGCUCCUCAUCCACCGUGCCCAGGAUAUCUGCUACGAGUACGUAGGUAGGAAGGACGUGGGCCUGGAAGGGAAAAUCGUCUUCUUGUUGUACCUGCUGCUGGUGCUCAGCUGCUGCACGCUCCUGUACCACAGGGUGAAGCUCCGGUGCCGGAGGAACGCCGCGGCGCCCUUGCUGACCCUGGAGAAGGACGGCUUCGCCGGCAAGAGCAUCCGCAGCGUCAGCAGAGUCUCUCACUACUUCCAGCUGGUUUUCCUGCUCUGCUGGGCGCCAGCCUUCCUCCUCACCAUCCUCUCCUUCACCAGCAUCACACCUGCCUCGGUCUUUGUCCUCUACAUUGCGACAGCCCUGACCGUCUCCCUCCAGGGCUUCCUGCACAGUUUGGUCUACGGCUGGCUGAGGCAAAACUUCCGUCAGGAGGUGACGGGCAAGAGAGUCUCCCUGCAGCACCACCGGGGCCUCAAGGCUUUCUACGACGAGUCCCUGAGGACCGUUCCUUAGGCUGCCACCUCAUCCCGGUGCCUGGGGGCUGCCCAAAGCCUCGGCAGGAUUCGCACGUCCCCGGCACUUCCCCGCAGCCCGGCAGGAUCUCUCUGGAUUUGGCCCUUCCUGCCUGGAAAGGUUGGAGCGAGGCGCUGGCAGCGCCGGGCAGGUUUCCGACGGCGGUGGCGGGGGCUGCGGUGGCUCUGCCCCGGUGGGACGCCCACCCGGAGCCCCUCGCUGCUGGAGGCAGCCCAGCGUGCGCCACGCAGAGAGCAAGAACCUCGAGCAGUCGCUGCGCGGGAGCUGGCCCGCGGGAGCUGGCCCAGGAGCUCUCUGGAAGAAGGAUGCUCCAGCUCGGCGCCAGGAGGGACUCGGCCGCCGGCAGCAGCCGGGCUCCGCGGGCUCACGAGCAUUCAGGUGCCGUGGGAGGCGGCUGGUGGCCCGCAAUUUGGCAACCCCUAGAGCUUCCAGCACCCGACCCGCAACUGCAACUGUCCCAGGGAAGGUGGCGGUUCUUCCUAAUUUGUUUGGUCUUGUUUCAGCGUUACGCUUUCUGCCGGCGAGCGAGCCAAAUCUCUCCACAGGGCUGGGGAGAUGGUGCUUACAAAUAAAGGUGUUGUGGUUGAGGUGC
Tyto alba (common barn owl) is the source of this 1759-nucleotide messenger RNA. Its product is annotated as transmembrane protein 116-like. The record is from RefSeq and is a predicted model, not a curated record. Gene Ontology annotation, cellular component: plasma membrane. NCBI's taxonomy places the organism in Eukaryota, Metazoa, Chordata, Aves, Strigiformes, Tytonidae. Gene Ontology annotation, molecular function: G protein-coupled receptor activity. Bases 52 to 1146 code for a protein of 364 amino acids. The transcript is spliced from 12 exons. Gene Ontology annotation, biological process: adenylate cyclase-activating G protein-coupled receptor signaling pathway.